Messenger RNA from Seminavis robusta, 2458 nucleotides. Lineage: Eukaryota; Bacillariophyta; Bacillariophyceae; Naviculales; Naviculaceae. The record is from the annotation of a GenBank genome assembly.
AAAAUACAAUUUCUCGAGACGCUGACGCCAUUCUCAAAUGCAUUUCCACUCCGACCAUCACCUAGCUAGCAUCCAGAGCUUCAAAACCCACCUGGUUGUCUUCAUCAUAAAUUAUUUGCAUCCUUCUGGCAGUGUCCAGGAAAAAUCUGACGAGCGCAAAUAACCUGAAGAGAUUGCAGCUUCCAAAAUGUGGACUACAGUGUGCCUCCAAGACCCCGCUUUGAGCCAUCGAGCUGCCCAUCAUUCGUCCUACUCGCCCUCUGCCGUCAACCAGCAUCGGAACUCUGUAAUUGUUCAUUCCAAGGCAUCUUUUGCUGCGAUCCUCGCUGCUUCCAACAGUGAUACCGAUGUUUUGACUGCGUUUCAAGAAGGAUUACGACCGGCACGUGUGGCCUUGGCCGAUUUUUGUUCUCGGACUGUUGCCGAUUUCUUUCGCAAGAAUUUGCUGACCACUACUACUGCUGGAGACAAUCAACUGGCUUUGGAACCUUUGGAUUACGCGUGCACAGGAGGAAGACGCAAGAAGCAAGCCACCUUUACCAGUGGUCACACACCCUAUAUUUUGGAACGAACCGAUGUUUGGAGCACAAACGAAGAAGUCCACGUUAUGCUGCGAGCCCGUCUCACCAAUAAUACCACGGCAGCUGUCAAUGGCAAAAAUAUGCAAGACAGCAAUAAUACCAAUGGAAAUGGUGAAGUGGAACAGGCAAGCUCCAAACUUUUGAAUGGUUGUCUGGGUCCCCAAAAUGCUUCGUUUGUUUCGCAAGCCAUGAAUCACAUUGCUUGUGUGGUGGCACAAACUCGAUUGCGAUCCCGCUUGGAACAAUUGCAAGCCGUGGCUUUUAUUGCAGAUGGAUCUAUUUUGCCUCGAAAAAGUGGAGCCAACAAUGCUCCCAUGGCCAGUCCUCCAGCUGUCCCCUGUCAGGCUCCAAGCGAUAGCAAAAUGAAGCAAACUCUACAGGUGGAUUUGGGAUCUCUUCGACGAUUCCUAUUGACAGCACCCUCCGUUGCUCAGGAUGCUUCAAGCACCAUGUUCGAAAUCACCGGAAUGGUAGUCCCUAAAGGCAUCACAUUGGUUGCUGGUGGCGGUUAUCAUGGAAAGUCUACCAUCCUUCGAGCCAUUGCUGCUGGAGUCUACGACAAAGUGCCUGGUGAUGGUCGUGAAUUUUGCGUCACUGUUCCUGAAACAACUAGCAUCCGUGCGGAAGAUGGUCGCUACGUUCAAAACUGCAACAUUUCGGCAUUCAUCUCCAACCUUCCUACACCACCCGGAGUAAAAGAAACGGUAGAUACGACACACUUCUCAACCAACGAAGCAUCGGGAUCCACCUCGCAGGCUGCCAAUGUUGUAGAGGCGAUUGAAAUGGGCGCCAAAGUCUUUUUGGUGGACGAAGAUGUCAGUGCAGCUAACUUUAUGGCGAGAGAUGGCAGAAUGAGGGCGCUCGUCAUGGACGAAAGCAUCACUCCACUCUUGUAUCGGGUCAACGGGAUGUAUCAGUCUCUGGGGAUCAGUUGUAUCGUGGUGGUUGGAGGUGUUGGAGAUUGGCUUGACGUUCCCGAUCAGGUCAUUCUCAUGAACAAAUACGUUGCUUCUGAUGCCACCAAGAAGGCAGCCUCAAUUAGCUAUCAGUUUUCGCACGGUCAUGUACAAUACGCGGGCAAAGGAUUGGUUCAUCAACUCGAAUGGGAUAGAAAGGGAACACCCUUCGCACGUCGACCAACCGAUGGCUUUCUAAAGCAGUUUGAACCUGCGACCAGUGCCAUAUCUCUCCUCGACGGAGGGCAUGCCAUUUCUAUCCACCCUGUGGACACUGGUGAUGAUGAUGAUGCUACCAUGACUGACGUGACAGUCUUGGACGACGACGAUGACGGAUACAUUGACCUUUCACGCAGUGAACAGCUCAUGGGUAAGAAACCCCAGCUUUAUGCCUGUGGACAGUGCGUCUUGUGGCUCAUUCGGGAAGCCCAGGCUCAUCCGGGAGUUGGAAUGUCGGAGUUACUCUCCAAGUUGGAUGCGACAAUCGACAACAAGGGCAUGCUCGAGGUAUUCACAGCAAACUCUCCACUGGACCUAACCAAGUCUUCCCACUGGGUAAAUCUUCUCGCGGCUUCUGGGUUUGCCUUUCGUCCUCGAAAGUACGAAAUUGGUCAAGCAUUUUAUCGAAUGAGAGGAAUCAAGCUGGAGCAUAUCCCUGAGGAGGAAGAUGCUGAAGAGGAACGAAUCCGCAAGGAAGCAGAACGGCGAAAGCGCGAACUCGCGGAGUUGUGGGCAAAGCGACGGCCAAACAGCGUGAACGACCCGGCGGAGCAAUGAGUGUUCUCUACUCUCUAGCUAGGUAGGGAGCAACAAGUUCGGUAUUCUGUAGCUGACACACGACCACUAUAAGAACUCUUACAGCGUUGCAAUGCGCAUGCCAGCUAGAGAUCCCGUUGGUCAAACCUCGCGUUGUUUCGUCUC